UUACAUUCCUUCGUUACUCGUAGUCAAUUUGUACCAUAUUUAUGAUAUUCAAAUAUUUUUAUUAUGUAUUUUUUAACAAUAUUAGUAUUUUUUUGUAAAUUUUAAAGUUAACUCUCAAUUCUUAUUUUUAGAAAUACCUAUACUAUCAGCUAUCCAAUCUUAAUAUGUUUUCAAGAAAAAAGAAAAAACCUCAAAUUUCUUCUCCAACUAACUUUGAACAUAGAGUUCAUACUGGAUUUGAUAAACAAGAAGGCAAAUUUGUAGGUUUACCUUUACAGUGGGCUAGCAUAGUAGGUAAUAACCAGAUCUUAAAAAGCACUAAUAGACCAUUACCACUUGUGGAUCCAUCUGAAAUAACUCCAACAGAAAUACUUGAUUUAAAAACUAUUGUAAGAGGAGAAAAUAACCCUAAAUUCCAUACUUCAGUGAAUAAUCGAAAUAAUAAUGAAUCAGCGGGUCUUCCAAAGACAUCCAAUGUUGCCCGUUCAAAUUCUUUGCGCUCAUCAAGUCCACCACGUAUUCGACGUCAACAUCCAAAUGUUCCACCGCCAUUACCUGAAAAUGAAGUUCUUGUAAUGAAUCAAAGUUUAGUGUCUCAACACUUACCUCAAUAUCCUCCACCUAAUCAUAUGCAAACAAAUUAUAAUAACAAAUAUAUAAAACCUGGAGGUUCAGAUUGGUCUGGACAAGAGACCCCUAUUUCAAGGAUGAGCCAGUCUAAUACACCUGUUAGUCAGAUGAUAACUCCAGAUCAGAUGAGUACACAUUCAUUAUCUUUACAAAAUGGAAAUAUUUCCUCAAUGUUUACUAAUGGUUCUGUGGUCGAUUCUGCUAUUGGAAAUCAAACUUCACAAGCUAAUACCCCAGUACUUCCAAACCGUGCUCACCCAAUUAUUAAUAAUGCUCAAAUAGUUAGCACAAACAAAGGUAUUGCUCAAAAUUUAUUAAAAAAUCAGGACCAAAACCAAAAUUUAAAACCUACUACUAAUGGGUUAUCGUCAACUAGUAACACAUCAAUUCCUAGUAUUGCUACUAAACAACACCAUGAACAGCAACGUAUCACACAUGAACAAUUCAGAGCAGCUCUACAACUCGUAGUUAGUCCUGGAGAUCCUCGGGAAAAUUUGGAUAGUUUCAAAAAAAUUGGUGAAGGUUCCACUGGUACAGUUUGUAUAGCCACUGAUAGAAUUACUGGUCGCAAGGUAGCUGUAAAAAAAAUGGAUUUAAGAAAGCAACAACGGAGAGAACUUUUAUUCAAUGAAGUUGUAAUAAUGAGAGACUAUCAUCAUGCUAAUAUUGUUGAUAUGUAUGAUAGUUUUUUGGUGGGUGAUGAGUUGUGGGUCGUUAUGGAAUAUUUGGAAGGUGGUGCACUUACUGAUAUGGUUACUCAUACAAGAAUGGAUGAAGAACAGAUUGCCACUGUCUGUAAACAAUGUCUCAAAGCUCUAGCAUACUUACAUUCACAAGGAGUAAUACAUAGAGACAUUAAGAGUGAUUCUAUACUUCUAACAACUGAUGGACGAGUGAAAAUUUCUGAUUUUGGUUUUUGUGCACAAGUUUCUCAAGAACUACCCAAGAGAAAAUCUUUAGUUGGGACUCCAUAUUGGAUGUCUCCAGAAGUAAUUUCACGUUUACCUUAUGGACCUGAAGUAGAUAUAUGGUCAUUAGGUAUAAUGGUAAUUGAAAUGGUUGAUGGAGAACCACCUUUUUUCAAUGAGCCACCUUUACAAGCAAUGCGAAGAAUUCGUGAUAUGCCGCCACCAAAGUUGAAAAAUUCUAAUAAAAUUUCACCAAGACUUCAAGGCUUUUUAGAAAGAUUAUUAGUUCGAGAUCCAGCUCAAAGAGCAACUGCUGCUGAACUUCUGCAACAUCCAUUUUUAAGGUUAGCUGGACCACCAUCUCUUUUAGUGCCAUUAAUUCGAGGGUCACGGCAUAGUAAUUGUUAAAAGAUAAACAUUAUCUUGUUCAUUUGUGCAAUUUCUGUUAUUUAAUUUUUUUGUAAAAUGUAAAUUAAUAAUUAUUAUUGACAAUGUAAAAUUAAUUCCAAAAAGUUGCAUAUUUUUAAUAUGUAAAAGUUAUCAUCAUUGUUUUAUAAUUUUAUAACCAAAAAAUUAUUUUUAACAUCGAAAUUUAAUGGUCACAACUUUUUACUAGCUCAAUGUACAAUCAUCUAAGUAUUAAGUAGAAUGUAGUGCCUUAUAUUUUAAAAAUAAUGUUAAGUUAAUCAUAAAAAGAAAAAUGCUCUCUUUUGUUAUUUAUUAUUAUUUAAUA
This is a messenger RNA of Daktulosphaira vitifoliae (grape phylloxera), 2271 nucleotides long. It is a transcript of the gene mbt, whose product is annotated as serine/threonine-protein kinase PAK mbt. The transcript is spliced from 9 exons. NCBI's taxonomy places the organism in Eukaryota, Metazoa, Arthropoda, Insecta, Hemiptera, Phylloxeridae. Gene Ontology annotation, biological process: intracellular signal transduction; protein phosphorylation; regulation of MAPK cascade. The record is from RefSeq and is a predicted model, not a curated record. Gene Ontology annotation, cellular component: cytoplasm. Gene Ontology annotation, molecular function: ATP binding; protein serine/threonine kinase activity. The coding region runs from base 165 to 1946 and encodes 593 amino acids.